Molecule: messenger RNA, 4950 nt
Organism: Lethenteron reissneri (Far Eastern brook lamprey)
Lineage: Eukaryota; Metazoa; Chordata; Hyperoartia; Petromyzontiformes; Petromyzontidae
Product: zinc finger protein 420-like
Biological process (GO): regulation of transcription by RNA polymerase II
Cellular component (GO): nucleoplasm
Molecular function (GO): DNA-binding transcription repressor activity, RNA polymerase II-specific; RNA polymerase II cis-regulatory region sequence-specific DNA binding
Source: RefSeq, a predicted model, not a curated record
UAUCCAUAAUAUAGGGGGGGGGGGGUUGGGUUAGAUCGCGUAAAAAUGUCAACGUGUCGUUAAACCCGCCACCACCCGAAACAGCCAAUUAGUAAGGUUUGUCACGUAAACAGAACAUGGCAAUUCGUUACUAGUACAGCAACACCGGUGUGUUGGAGAGCAAAUUAACAACAUUUACAAUCUGAGUACGACAUUUCGCCAGUAAUUACUGAAGUAAUACAUAAGUAAACUAUAACAUUCUCAUCACUUUAUCUCUCAUCACAUUCUCUCUCAUCACUUUCUUUCUCUCGAUGCAGUCGUGUAGCGGUACAGAUGCGAUUCGCGGAUAUCCACGAAUAACGAGGGAACAUUGUAUGGUAAAAAACAAUAUUCCGGUGACCUCUUGGCACUUCGCUGCUCCUGACGCGGUUGUCCGGCUUGACCACCUGAAUGUGAAUUCGUAGUCGUUGCUCUCUGCAUCUACAUCAGCAGCCAUACAGAAGAAGAAGCCUUCCUGGCAGAAACUCUUCCUCAACUGGCGACGUGACGCUGGGAGGAGACCUCUCGUGGACGUUCUGCUCCGCGGUGUUUGCCGGCUUUGGCUGAGAGCUGCUGCUGCUGCUGUCCGCGCAGGGACUGGGGAGCGAUGGACGGUUCGGCGAUGUGCGCCGAGACCUCUGCUCUUCCCCUGACUCGGGACAGUCUUAAUAAGGCUAUUAAAGUGGAAAAGGAAGAGUUCCUGGAGAGUGAUGCUUCUUCGGCCAAGACCAGCUUCAUCCCUUUCCUGACCGGUUAUAGGAUUAAAACCGAAGUUUGCGAUGAUGGAGAAGACUUGGAGAAAAAUGUAGAUUUCGUCAUCGAAUUCGUGACCUCAUUGGCCCACGAGGCACGAGAGACCUCACAUGCUCCCAAAGCCGGCACGUCAAAGUUGCUGCAGCGUGGAGCAUCUGACGCGGUGAAACGUGAAAAAGCAGAUGUCGGUUCCAGCACUCGCCGCAUGUCUCUAGCAUGCACAGUGGGAAGAUCGAUUUGGAUGAGUGCCGUGCGCCAGAAUGCGGUGCGGCAAAGGAAAUGUAACUUGGCGCUCAAAGAGAUUGGACUGCGCUGCGCCAAACCGUACAGCGUGAAGCUCACCAGGGAUGUCUUUAAGAAGCAUAAAGCGCUAGGCAAGAGAGCUUAUCACUGCGAACGGUGCGGACGAGGCUUUUUACAAAACGGUGCCUUUAAGCGCCAUCGACGUAUGCACACGAAAGGAAAUCUGUAUGGCUGUGACUUUAAUGAGCGCAUGUUCAGGAUCUACGGGAGUCUGAGUUACUAUUGGAAAAGAGACAAGGGCGGAAUGUGGUAUCUUUGCAAGGGCUACGGCAAAGCCUACUUGCGCACAAACCAGCUGGGAUAUCACCAGGGUACACAGAGCAGUGAGAAAUCAUUUGGGACUUUUAAGCAGUCAAAAUCCUCGCUUUUCACCCAACUUAAGAACGAGCAGCGAAUACACAGAGGGGAGAAUUGCCACCGCUGCGAAAAGUGUGGUGAAACGUUCUCAAAAGUCACAAAACUUAACGGCCAUCAGUGCAUACACAGGCAAGAAACGCCCCAUUGCUGCAAGGUGUGUAACAAAGUAUUCUCGCUUGCCAAGCAUCUGAACAAUCAUCAGCACAUACACAUGAGAGAUAAGCCUUUUAUUUGCAAAGAGUGUGGAAAAGCCUUCUCACAAGUAACCCAGCUCAAUAAUCACUGGCGCAUUCACACUGGGGAGAAACCCUUUCACUGCAAGAUGUGUGACAAAGCCUUUUCGCAGGUCACCAAUCUUAACAAUCACUAUCGCACGCACACGGGGGAAAAGCCCUACCGGUGCCAGAUAUGCGGAAAAGCCUUCACACAAGUGACAAAUCUGAACAAUCACUACCGCACACACACAGGAGAAAAACCUUUUCGAUGCAAGAUGUGUGACAAGGCCUUUUCGCAGGUUGCUAAUCUUAACAGUCACCAGCGCAUACACCACCCAAAGUAGUAGCCUUUUCAGAGAAAGAUGUGCUACAUUGCUUUUUCCACACCGUAGUAAUGUUAAGUGUUCACAGCAUUAGAAUUACCGUGUUAUAAUUCUCCAAAAAUUAUUUGCUGUAAACUUAACACUUUUUGUGCUGUGACUGAAAAUUAAAAUUGCUUAGCAUACUGACAUGUUGACAGCAUUUGGGGGAAAUUGAGUUUGUAACCAAGUGGUACCCCAGAAGUCAGAGGGCUAAGCUGGCCUCGCUGAGUUUCUGGAUUCUCAAGAUUCUCAAGUGUAUCGAUUUCAUGGUCUCAACAUAGAGACUAAUGACUAGGUGCCACGGUGGCGAGAUAUUAACUACCUUGCCUGUUGUACAGGAGAUCGUGGUUUCGAUCCCGACCUUGACGCCUGUGGAUUUUAAUCCGGGUCCUCUGGGUUUUCCCUCCAAGUUUAGAAACAUGCAUUUUAAGUAUUUGUCUGCUAUAAAUACCCACUUGAUAAGCCACUUAGUUGAGCUAUUAUUUGUGGCCAGGCCGUUUCUGAAAAAAAGAGCUAUUAUAGCUCAAUGGGCCUUGUUUGAUAAAAUAAAAAAUAGAUAGGUUUAGACUGCACACACACCCCCAGCACCUCUGAUGAGCACGCUUGGCUACGUACGGUGCGAAAGCAGGUUAACAUACAUACACCAUCACAUUACGUUUGGUUCUGCACGUAAUGUGACUCAAACUCUAGCUCUGAGAAGGAACACAUCCUGUGUGUAAUCGUUUUAGCCCAGCCCAGGGGUAAAGCGAUGCCCACAUCCGUGAUCUGUUCUCGAACAUCAAUCGUUGCAACUGCUUUGCUUGAGAUGCGAAUUCUGUGGAAAUGCUUCACACUCUUUUCAGGUAACAGCGUUACAUUUGCAUGAAUCGUAAAUCAGAACCGGUUAAUCCGUGUGUGUAUGUUUAACAUGUGUCGCACCGUACGAAGCCAACCGUGCUUAUAGUUAAAUGCAUCAAGCAGUGGUUAUUAACCUUUACUCCAGCCUUCACUCCUUCGCUUCUCAAUCGUAAAAAAACAAUUACAAUGUGAAUAAGUACCUAGGUUUGAUGAAACUAAGUAGUUGUACUUACGUGCCCGUGAUUAAUUUGCGUCUUUGAUGAUUUACUUUCUAAAAAGAUCUGGCCAUGACUCACACCCCCAGAAAAGGCCAUGUCGCACCCCAUGGGGUGCCUACAUCCCAGGUUAAGAACCGCUGGCCUAGAAAUAACCUUAAAAAACACAUUUGCACAAACAUUUGCAUUCCUAGCAUGUACUGUAUAUAUAUAUGUGUGCUUUGGCUUAAAAAAAAUAUCUUCCCAUUUUGUAGCUUAUCCAGGUUAACGGCGGAGGAGGUGGCCUAUGUGUUCUAAUAUUUUUUUUUCCAGCGCGGUUAAUACACAACCCAGAUAUUUGAGUUCACUCUAUGAACCUUAUGGCGGGACCCCGGGGUCCCGAAUAAACGAAAGUCAAAAUCGUAAUUAAUCAAUGGAUUUUUGGCGACUCCGUCCCACCGCCCAACAUAAACGCCGCGACCCACCUGGCGCGGAUCAUUCUGUUAUGUCAUGUCGUGUCCAAGCAGCAGCAGCAGCGAGGACGAAUGCGCACAAGAGCUGAACAAGCGAAUGCACUCAAUGCUCGGGUAUGGGCAGGAUCACAAGUCUUAUCCAAAGCUUCUCAAACUUAAGUCCUUUAUUUGUCAUCACGGUAUGCAUAAUACAGUGAAACUGCUCUCUUACCUUUAUUAUUUGUGACCUACCAAUGUCUCCAGCCAGGAUCAAUCGAUGACAAUCCUCUUACCUGCAGAUAUUUAACAGAUGAGAUGCGUUGCACCGUGAAUUCCUCCUGUUUGAUAAUACUUCUCUUGUCCGUAUGCAUUUGUGCAGAUAGGUUUUUUUGCGGUUAAGCUAUAGUCCCCAUAUACCGCUCGUAUCAAUGCGGAUAAGAGGAGUGGCGACCUACUACUCUGUAGAGUAACAUUGGUAUAAACGCUUGUUACAAUAUGAACAGCGCAUUGAAAACACGUACUAUUGUACGUAUUUUUACAAAGUGUGUUCACAUAUCCACACUGAGAAACACGAUGAUUGACAGAGGGGUGUAAAUUAUUUUUUCAAUAGUGUUUUUAACUAGAGGUACUGCAGGUAAGUAGUUUUCAGUUUUAAGGGCAUAGUUUAACAAUACAACAUUUGCCACCAUCCUUCAAACCCAUUGGUGAAAAAGAGCAACGUUUUUGUUUACAUUUUAAUGUUUUAUGCGAGAUCCGGGGGCUUAUGGGUUUUCGGGGUCCCGCCAUAAGGUUCCUAUAUACCCGUGUUACGUAUUGUGCAUUUACCAGGACAGUGUCUGUGUUUAUUUGAGAGGUUUGUUUUCAUACUCUUUGGUUCUUUCGGUAAAGUCACGUAGGUAUAAAAUACAUUAAAUCACGACGUUUCGAUUGCAACACAAGCAAUCAUCAGGUGGGAAAACCACACAAGAAAAUGUUUUGCUGUGAGCUGAUGGACAAACCCUCUUGGCUGCAUUUUGGGAAUAAGCAGGCAACAGCUUUCAUAUUCUUUGGGUCUUUACCGAAAUAACCAAAGAGUAUGGAUCCCUGCAGUCACGAAAACUUCAAAUAUAGAUUUGUUUUCGUUUAGUAAAAGCAUUAAUCUAAAUAUACUUUCCUCUAUAAUAUUCACAAUGCGAUAGGAUGUUAAUUUUCGGGAUGUGACGAAUAUUGUGAUAACAGUUGUCGCAUUUUCACAAUUGUAUGAUUUAUUUUAAUGUGCUGUACUUCCAGUAUAAAUAAAUAUUACUUAAAAGUGCCUGAGCUGCUGUUCUCUGAACAUUCACUUUCCAUAAAUCCUUGCAACUUUACAACCUACAAUGCUCACAACUACGAAAAUAACGAGGUAAUAUAAUCACCAUGGUGUGAAUUACUUCGGAUAACAAUUUGCAAAUCACUCAUCUAAAGUGAACUAUUUGUUCAU